AUGAAGGAUAACCAGCUCCUCCUUAUUCAAGAUGAGGCAAGGCCUCUCUUUCAUCCAUCCUCAAAUCUCUCAGAUACUCAAGCAGAAGAUAUCUGUGGCUCUACUUCAGGGGAGAACCUGCCAGUGACUACCCCUGUUUCUAAUUCAGAAGUCCCCUCUGCAAUUGUUACCCGGCCAAUCUUGUUGGGGGUGGGGGAGACCGAUGACUCUCCAUUGCUGUUGCAGGAAGGAAGGAACGUGUUCAAGUUCUACGCGAGCGGUCGGAGGUUCUGUUCGGGGUUGGUGGCAACGAUGGAGCUGAAGAGCAGGCACGAUUUGAUCUCGAGAUUGUACAAUAUGUUGAUCCCCUGUAAGGACGAGAUCACAUUCGAGGUCUACAUGAAUGAUGAUGCAAUGGAUCAUGUGGUGUUUGCAAUGGCAAGAAAGAAGCUGGCAAAGACAAUGCAGAAGGAGAUGAGGGAUCUGCAGAGGUUUGCAGGAUUGGUGAAUCCUCCGAAUGGGAGGAAAUGGGUGACGGAUGAGCUGCAGGUAGUGUCAGAGUCUAAGGAGGUUGCUGGGGAUUUGAUCACUGAUGUGGUGCUUGAUCAGGUUUUUGGUGAAAAAGUUUUUGACAAAUUCGGAAAGGGCUUCAUCUCAAUGCACAUUUCUGAUCAACACGUUGGCUCAGCCAAAAAGAAGCUGAUGUUCAAGUUUGCUCUUCCUGAUGCUAAUAACAUGGCAGAUAUGACUCGUUUGGUUGCUCUUGUGCCUUAUUACAUUGACCUGAUAGGAAGAUACAAGCUCAGCUCGCAUGCUCGAUCUAAAACAGAAGCAUCCAGAGGAAAGGUGGCCCAAGAGAUGUACAGAGAACUUCAGAAUGCCAGGCAGGAAGCUCUGCAGAAAAAGAAGGCCGACCAGAGAAAGAAGUUGGAAGAGGCUGAGAUGAAGCUUAGUGCAGAGGCCCUUAGCAAGAGAGAAGCUAAAGAGCGUGCUCGUCAAAUGAAGAAGGCUAUGCCGAAAAUGAAGAUGACUAAGGCUCAUUAG
Messenger RNA from Striga hermonthica, 1023 nucleotides. NCBI's taxonomy places the organism in Eukaryota, Viridiplantae, Streptophyta, Magnoliopsida, Lamiales, Orobanchaceae. The record is from the annotation of a GenBank genome assembly.